Nothobranchius furzeri (turquoise killifish) is the source of this 2369-nucleotide messenger RNA. RefSeq names its product methionyl aminopeptidase 1 (gene metap1). Gene Ontology annotation, biological process: proteolysis. NCBI's taxonomy places the organism in Eukaryota, Metazoa, Chordata, Actinopteri, Cyprinodontiformes, Nothobranchiidae. The record is from RefSeq and is a predicted model, not a curated record. Gene Ontology annotation, molecular function: metalloaminopeptidase activity. Gene Ontology annotation, cellular component: cytosol.
UAACUAUUAUAUGAUGACUCGGCUUGCCCUCGUCCCUGAAUGGAUGGCUGCGCAUCGGUUCCUCCACCCCUCCUACAGACAGAGGCAUGGCGAGCACCGAGGCCAGAAGGGAGUGUGAGACGGAGGGUUGCGACCGGGACGCUAAACUUCAGUGUCCCACAUGCAUCAAGCUCGGCAUUCAGGGCUCUUAUUUCUGUUCACAGGAAUGUUUCAAAGGGAGCUGGGUGUCUCACAAGUUGCUGCACAAAAAAGCAAAGGAAGACAAACACCAGUCGGAAGAUAAGAACUGUGUGGAGAAGGACGCCAACACAGAUCCAUGGCCAGGUUAUCGUUACACGGGGAAGCUUCGGCCCCACUACCCACUGACUCCCAUGAGGCCUGUUCCAGGUGACAUCCAAAGACCCGACUAUGCUGACCAUCCCAGAGGGAUGUCCGAGUCCGAGCAGUUCCUGAAGGGGACGUCGCAGAUUAAGAUCCUCUGUCCCGAGGACAUUGAGGGCAUGAGAGUGGUGUGCAAGCUGGCUCGAGAGGUCCUGGAUAUAGCCGCGAUGAUGGUGAAACCAGGAGUCACAACGGAAGAAAUCGACCACGCGGUUCAUCUGGCCUGCGUAGCGAGGAACUGCUACCCCUCUCCUCUCAACUAUUACAACUUCCCCAAAUCCUGCUGCACCUCUAUCAACGAGGUCAUCUGCCACGGGAUCCCGGACCGAAGGCCGCUGCAGGACGGAGACAUCCUCAACGUGGACAUCACCGUCUACCACAACGGUUUCCAUGGCGACCUUAACGAAACCUUCUUUGUUGGGGAGGUGGAGGAAGGAGCGAAGAAGCUGGUUCAGACUACGUACGAAUGCCUCAUGCAAGCCAUCGACUCAGUGAAGCCCGGCGUUCGCUACCGAGAGCUGGGUAACAUCAUACAGAAGCACGCUCAGGCUAACGGCUUCUCCGUGGUCCGGAGUUACUGCGGCCACGGCAUCCACAGGCUUUUCCACACCGCUCCCAACGUGCCGCAUUACGCCAAAAACAAAGCAGUCGGAGUCAUGAAGCCUGGUCACGUGUUCACCAUCGAACCCAUGAUCUGUGAGGGUGGGUGGCAGGACGAGACGUGGCCCGACGGCUGGACGGCGGUGACCAGAGAUGGGAAGUGGUCGGCUCAGUUUGAACACACCCUGCUGGUGACGGAGAUGGGCUGUGAGAUUCUGACCCGCCGCCUGGAGGAGAACGGGCGCGCUCACUUCCUGAACCAAAUGUAGCCCGAACCAGUCUGGGUUAAACCGGAUCGGAGCAAGUCAAGGACUGGGCUUCUCCAGACACAAACACACACACAAAAAUAAACCCAGAAGAACGGCUCUGAGAGCUCUGGGAUCUUCUAACUUGAUACUGAAAUGGAAGUACUUGAAUGUGUCUUAAAUAAGUCGGUGGCUUCAUUAGGAAACCGUUAUCCUCUGGAGGAAAAGAAUUCACUACAUCUGGUUCCUCUGUGACAGCAGUCACGAUGGGAUCUCCAAAUCCGCUCAGAGAAAAAUUAUUUAGCUUCUUUUCCGUCGGCCUCUGCCUCACCAGAGACGGGCUGAAAAGAAUCAGUGCCACGGAGGACGGGAAGGCUUCAGCUAGUUGGGCCGACGGGAUUCACUCACCAGGAGCUCCGCGUUUAGCUUGUAAAGCUCCAGUUCUAAGAAACUUUAAGUCCUAAAGAUCAGAUCUGGAACGUCGGGAAAACUACCGUUAAAUCUGAUUGGCACUUUUAAAACGGUAAAAACAAAAGAAAACAAAUGAAUUCGGUGAUCAGACAAAACGAGAGUUUCUGCCGAGGAUCCCAGUCCGGCUCGACCCACCGAGGCGUCCGGUUUAGGCUCGCUAACAUCCUGAAUGGGGUUAUUAACUUCCAGCUGACGCAGGUGGGAAGCGUUCGUGAGUCACGUUGGUCCUUUGGUUGUUUCUUACGUCUCCAGAGUAGCAGUUUGAGCCUUAAAUGUGAAUCCUGGAACUAAAGCUGCAGCCCGGUGCCAUCACCCUGGCGUGUGUGUGUGUGUGUGUUAACGUGUGUGUACGUGUGUGUGGGGGUGUUCCUCGUUUCUACAGCUUCAGAGAACCAUGGCGAUCACAUCUCUCUGCGUCUUUGUACUGCUUCUAUGGGAGUGAUAAACGACUCCUGCAGCUGUGUGGGUGACUUUGUCCUUGACCGGAUCAGCGAGCAGAAUCCAGAACCGGGCUCGAAGGACAGUGAUCAAGCCAGCGUCUGACACGAUUUCACUCUGAUGUCGCUGUACUGUAUCAGUAAGACGUUGCUUCUGUUGGCUUCCCAGACGCGACUCCUCUGUGUUCAUGACUGCGAUGCUGUGGAGCUGCUAAUAAAAACUUGUGUGCUACGA